CAAUUCGAAUGUUUUGUGCCUGUUUUGAAAACGCACCCAUCAACUUCGCCCGAGCCAAGCACUGCGAUUUAACAACUCACUCCAAUGGCUGCUGACCUUGUCCGCCUUUCGGAAAAACUGGAAACAUGCAUUCCUGGAAAAACGCCCCUGUCACCCAAGACUUCCACCCCGGAUUGGUUCAGCGCAGAAUCGAUCGCGAGAAAUCUCGCAAAUGCUCUUCGAUCCAAGGACUCGAUAGAUAAUCAUGGAAUUAUAGGGGGAACGAGCGUCCCCUUUUCCAUGACGACCUUGUUGAAGUAUUCUCAAACAAGCGCCGACAAAACAACCGAACCUGUUAUUUCAAGGACCAGUGCUAGCGCCGUCUUUGAGAUCUUACGCGUUAGUGCAAAUCUUUGCAUGGAUCAUGACAUCAACAGAGGUCGUCUUUUGGAUGCAGAGUUUCCUCAGAUUGUCCUUUCAAUCCUGAGAAGUUACGUCGCUCUUUUGGAAAAGACUCCUGCUUCUUCGACCCUUCCCGAUCCCGCCUCCAUACUAUCAUUACAAGAUUUAAAGAUCGUGAAGACGGCAUUCGGUUUCUUGCUGAACGCUGGACUAGAUUACAAACCUGUGCAGAGUGCUCUGAGGGAGAUGAAGACGCAGCAACUAGUUCUAAGCCUCGCUUCCUCGAUAUAUCCACCGGGCGUAUGGAGAAUACCGUCCAAGAUACCACAGACAGAACUCGCCGAGGUGUGGUCCUGGCGGUCUGGGAUAGCCGCAUGGUCCUGGCGCGUUCUAGAGGUUUUGGCCCAAUCAGACAAUGAUGUGGCAUGGGAAGCAACAUCUCUUAAAUCAUUUACCCAAUCGCUAAAUUCAUUCAUUCCUCCAUUCCCAUCCUCCACGCCCCCAUUCGCGUCAUCGGACGCACAACUCCGAAAAGCGCUCAUAAACACGGAUGUUGAUACACUCCAAGAAUACGCCGUUCAAAUAGAGGCUCUCCCCUCAGAGGAUGAUGACUUCAGAGGGAAACUAAUCACACCUAUCAAUUCAUCACGUAAUGCACUGAAUGAACCGAAUACUCCACUUACACAAUUACUCGUCUUUAUCGAACGUGGUGAGCCACCUUCAUAUUGGAACGACGAGAGUGAGAAUGAAAGGAAGGGAUGGGGGAAGACAUUUGGGUUUUGUAAAGGGGCAAUCAUCCGAGGGAUCGUUAAUCUUGCUGGAGAAGAGGCGCAAGUGAACGUAUUAUGGGGUCAGAAUGAUCCACUUGGGGGGUGGUUCGUUCAGAAAAUGGUUCAUUGGAUUAAGGACUACCCUGCCGCCGUUGAGGCGCGACGAGACGAGGAGCGGGAUGAUCUGGUGAUUUGUGCGACUUUGUGUUUAGGGAACUUAGCGAGAAGGGAAGCUCGAUGCGUUGCAUUGGUGCAGCCUCCGGUGUCACUCGUUCCGAAUUUAUUAAACUUGCUUGAUCCGAAGAUGGAUCUCAAGCUUAAGCAUGGUGUUCUUGGACUUUUGAAGCACUUGUCACAACCUCAAAGGAAUCGCAAUUAUCUGGGGGAACUAGGUACUAUCGAGGCCAUCAUUCGUUCGAAAGUAUGGGAUAAUGCAGCGGAUUUGGCGGAUGUUGUACAAUUGUCUGCGAUUGGGAUCGUCAAACACCUCGUUACCAGUCAUGUUUGGAAUGCCUUGAAGUUGUUCGUGGAGCCUGAGAAUAAUGACGGCGCCGAUUCCAAAGGAAUAGACCAAAUUCUGGACCUUAUCCGUCGCACAGAUUCUUUGGCUAUCCGGAAUGAAGCAACUCGGAUUUUAGUAAACCUCAUCAAAACGCUGUGGAUCCCACCUACACCUUCAUCUUCACCUUCAGUCUCACACCCACCUCCCUUUCCUCCACCUUUCUCUGCGGCAGCGGCAACGUCACCGACAGCAUCUCCUAUAAAUAACAAUCGGACACCGACCACCUCAAGUUUGGUCACUGUAGCCACGACAGGUGUUAGCGGUGUUGAUGAUUCUGCAGUAGUGAGUUCAUUGAGGAAGAACGCCUUUGGAGCUCUAACGUGUGAGGAAGUGGCGGAUGCGUUGGGUGAGAUGAUUGGGAGAAACGUGAAGUAUCCUGUGCUACUGAAUGAGGGGAUUAUGGCGUUGACGUUGUUGGCUAGCCCUGCUGCUGGAGGUAUGUAAUCCGCUUCUGCUCCCUGUCCCCAUUCCCUUGCGUCCCUCGUCGUCCCCCCUAGCGCACUCGCUUGUUAUCUCAUUGGCGCUGUGUGCCUUCAUUGAUCUUUCCCCCGUUGCUGGGGAACCCCCAUUGUUGAUUCGUCUCCAUUCCACGUUUUGUUUUGCCCUUUUCUCACCUAGGGGGCAGCCCGAGGCGCAAGGAACCCGAGAUCCUUACUGACCAAAACCGUUUCCCUCUUUCUCCCCUCGGGUCGGGCAUACGUGCACUAUGGCGAUGGUGACGGUGGGGUUUGUAGUAUCUCACGUUCUUUCGGCCCUUGUUGUGCCUCUUGGGCCCGAGCAACCACAGCAACCGCAACAACAAGGGCAACCUCAACAGCAAUCGUCUCUACCGGGAAGUACUUCCGAAGAAGCCACGGCUGUCGCGCC
Molecule: messenger RNA, 2580 nt
Organism: Cantharellus anzutake
Lineage: Eukaryota; Fungi; Basidiomycota; Agaricomycetes; Cantharellales; Hydnaceae
Exons: 7
Coding region: 85-2157 (690 amino acids)
Biological process (GO): positive regulation of GTPase activity
Cellular component (GO): cytosol
Molecular function (GO): guanyl-nucleotide exchange factor activity
Source: RefSeq, a predicted model, not a curated record